AUUUCUCGUGGGCCCCACCUAUUUUUUUAUUUUUUUCCUUUUCCAAUUAUUUCCAUUUCAUUCUCGAACCCACGAACGCCCCCUUUUUUCUUUCUUCCUCCCCAUCAAUUUACUCCCAUCCGAAACUUCUAGAAACAACAAGAACCUACCAUCUCUCUCGCUUUCUCUCUCAACCGUGAAAUUUUCCGCUUCCGGCGGUCUUUCUCCUACUCUGUUGGCCGCUGAAUAUUGUUUUCAAUAUUACACAGAUCAAAUCAAGUUUAUUUUAGAAGCCGGUUAUGAGCUUAGCAGAGAAGUGAUUAGGGAGCUUAGCCAGGUUUCAGUUCCAGAUCUGGUAGCGGAGCGGAUGAUGACGCCAUUACCGGUGGAGCAAACCGGUGAAUCAGCGCCGGCGGAGUCACAGAGAUCUAUUCCGACGCCGUUUCUGACGAAGACGUACCAGCUCGUGGAUGAUCCCUCCGCGGAUGACCUAAUUUCCUGGAACGAAGAUGGCACGAGUUUCAUCGUUUGGCGGCCUGCGGAAUUCGCACGUGAUUUGCUUCCGAAGUACUUCAAACACAACAAUUUUUCCAGUUUUGUCCGUCAGCUAAACACCUAUGGAUUUCGGAAGGUUGUCCCUGACCGUUGGGAAUUCGCUAACGACUGUUUCCGGCGAGGUGAGAGAACUCUGCUCAGGGACAUACAACGCCGGAAAAUAUUACCGGUGCCACCAACUGCGCAACCUGCAGUGGCCACAGCCAAUACUGUGACGGUUGCUGUGGCGGCACCGGCGAUCAGAACGGUGUCUCCGACGACUUCCGGCGACGAACAGGUACUAUCCUCGAACUCAUCUCCGAUUGCUGGAAAUAAUAAUAAUACAGUGCACCGCACCACGAGUUGCACCACUACGCCCGAGCUGUUAGAAGAAAAUGAAAGGCUUAGAAAAGAGAACAUGCAACUGAAUCACGAGUUGAGUCAAUUGAAGAGUUUGUGUAAUAACAUACUCGCUUUGAUGACCAAUUACGCUUCUGGUUUUAGCCGUCAGCAGUUAGAAUCGUCCACUAGUGCUGUGAGGACCGUGCCGGUGCCGGAAGGGAAGGCUCUGGAGCUUUUGCCUGCGAGGCAUGUUUCGUCAGCUGAUGACGCCAUGCAUGGUGGCGCUGCCGGCUUAACGCCGUGUACGAAUGCGAAUGCGAAUGCAGCGGAGGCAGAGGUUCCCAAGCUGUUUGGGGUUUCUAUUGGGUUGAAACGGUGUAGGACAGAGUGCGAGGCCGAACCGGAGGGAGAAGAACAGAAUCAAAUGCAAACGCGAGCUGAGGCACAAACACAGACACAGUCCUCUCAAGAACCAGAUGGCGGGCCAGAUGUGAAAUCUGAACCGCUUGAUGGGGAUGAGUCGGAUGAUCAGGAUCCUCGGUGGCUGGAGCUUGGGAAAUAAUGCUCCUUCCUUCCUAAUCUCUGCUAUUUUGGUAAAAUGACAUGAGGCACGUGACUUGGGUGGCCACAUUGUUCACAUUAGAGACAUACAUUAAGGUAGCGCUACCAUUGGGCCGGCACGUGAUUUGACCUUGUUUGUUGUGGAAGCUGCUCCACAUGGAGUCAAUAGUUUCAAAGUCAACUUCCUUGAGCACCAAACUUCUUUAUCUUGAGAAAUAAAUGUUCUUUGAGCCGUUAUUGUAAAUCUUUAAUGAACAUUUGUAAAACCUAAUGGCAGUCCCCUAAGCAUUCACGUCUCCUUUUUUCUUUUUUAAGAAAAUUUUAUGCGAUAGAGCACCAUAUGUAUAUACAUAUAAUAUAAAAAAAUUCGAAUUUAUUCAUGUAUUGUGUAUUGUGAUGUUCUAUCAUUAGGACUGGAUUGUAAACUUUGUAAUUAUGGAAUGUUAGGUAGUCUUUCAAAUUGCUUUUUAGCGGA
Molecule: messenger RNA, 1891 nt
Organism: Vigna umbellata (rice bean)
Lineage: Eukaryota; Viridiplantae; Streptophyta; Magnoliopsida; Fabales; Fabaceae
Source: RefSeq, a predicted model, not a curated record